Molecule: messenger RNA, 1126 nt
Organism: Salvelinus namaycush (lake trout)
Lineage: Eukaryota; Metazoa; Chordata; Actinopteri; Salmoniformes; Salmonidae
Exons: 4
Coding region: 84-1010 (308 amino acids)
Source: RefSeq, a predicted model, not a curated record
UGCAACUUCCUCAAAAAUGGGCAGAAGAAUUUCUAUUGGCUGAAGCAAGUUUUAUAACAAAUGCCUUCAGGAUCAUCGAUGUAAUGAUUCAACUAUGCAAAGACGAGCCUGACUGUAAGGUGCAUGUGGAUGAGAUUCUCCACAGCAUCUUCUUCUUAGGUUUCAUUCAUAAACCCCAACAAUUCACCCCCAAGGAUAUCCUUGGUGAACUUAUGCCUGCAUUGGAGGAGACUUUCCCGAGACCAUUUGAGAGUUACACAUGUAAACUGCCAAAACGCACUCCGUUCUCCUCUGUGCUGGAUAUGGUGGUCUCCUUGCUUGGACCAGACGAAGAGAUCGACAUACUGAAGAAUCUGCAGGAAAUCGCCAAAUACAUGUCGGACCCCGAAAUGAAAUAUCAAAUGCAAUCAAAUUUAUUUCUUUCAUUUAUAAAUCCCAGCCUAAAACCCCAAACAACAAGCAAUGCAGGUGUAGAAGCACGGGUGCUAGGAAAAUACCAGUUCACCUCCUCAACCAUCUGUGUCUCUCAAACGAAGGAAGUUCAAAGAAGUUACUAUGGAGUGUCCAUGUCCUGCAAUGGGAGGCAAGAAGGACAGAUCAUGGUUGCUGUGUCCUGUCUGCGUACCUGGAACUGCCGUGUAUCCAAUGCCGUGAUGACAUACGACCCAAACACCAAGGAGAAAAGAAAGAACUUUGACCACACCUUCGAACUACCAACGAAUGUCAGGUGCCAGGCUUUCAAUGUAAAGACUGGGAACGAGAUGCAUCCUUGCAAAUCAUGUCAUAAUCUGUUUGGCCUUGAGACAACGGAAACUAAGAUGUGGCCCUACGGGAACUGCGCCGAGGCAGAGAGCUUGAGCAAACUGUUCAAUGGAGAGACAUUUGAUGCUGGGCAAGUAGUAAAUGACGAGGUGCGAAGGCAGGUGAUACGGUCGGUAAGCACUGACCUGCAAAGAAAACUCGGGUCUAUUAAAUAUGUAUGGGAUGGUGACUAUUACAUUCCACAGUAGAUUGUCAAAGAUGAUGGUGAAGCACAUCCAUACACAUACGUACGAACACAUACAUACACACACAAGCACUUACACACUUUACACACACAUAUAUACACUCCUACUGCAACACACUG